UCCACUCAUAUCUUUCAUUACUUUUAAUUUCGUUUGACUCUAAGUGAAGGACGUGUAACUGAUUUGUAAAAUUCAACUCCUCAGAUUUGUACUGCAGGAGUGUACCUUGCUGAAAUAUACGGCUGACUAUUGUCUAGCGCAAACCUCCCACCUAUCUGAUUUACGACUCUUUGUCGUUGUUAUUAGAUGUCCACUUCUGACACUACCCAGCAAGUGUGUGACAUUGGUGACAGUAGUUACAGUGCGUGUGUUUGUACUGAUCUUACAGACAACUACGGCAUUUUGCACGGACCUGAAUGCCACAAAUAGAUGUUCAACAACUCACAAGUGCCAAGUGAGAUGGAGGCCCUGUACGAGCCCCCGGCGCGGCCGGUGGGCCUGGAGCGGAUGGAGACGGCAGUGGCCAUCGCCAUCGGCGCCCUCGCCGCCGUCUUCCUGGGCGCACUCGUCGUGUUGGUCGUCGUCUGGCGCCGCCACCACACGCGCUACCUCGACAAGCUCAGUGCCGGGAAAGGAGAGAAGCUUCGAGACAUAGACCUGCUCAUCACCGACGGCGGGGGCAGUGGCGGCAUCGGGGAAGUGGAACUGGGCGAGGUGGUGCUGAGCCCCGACGCGGAGCGCAUCUUGGGGGAGGCGGCGGCAGGUGUGGGUGCGGGGGCGGGUGACCUGGCGGCCCACGGGUUGGCCGUGCUCAAGGCCUGCCACGCCCUCACCGAGCGGCUCACACGCCUCGCCGCUGAGCAGGGCCGUGUCGGCACGAGUGCCUCCAAGAAGGGGGCCGGCAGUGUUGUGGCCGCCCACGACAUCGUGGAGGUGGCACGUCGUAUCUCUCCGCGGGUGGACGACGUGGUGCGUGCCGUUUACCCGCCAAUCGACGCACGCCUGCUGGAGGCACGUGCGGCUGCACUUGCCCUCGUGGUAACGCACCUGGCGCUGUUGGUGACGGCGGGUGGCGGUGCGGGGGUGCCGGGGCGGCGCAAGAGGAAGGCGGCGGCCGGGGGCGGAGUAGAUACGGGCGGGACGGCGACUCCCAGCUGGCUGGCGCAGGCGUUGGCCGACAUCGACCUGCACCUCCUGGUACUGCGCGAGGCGGCGCUGUCCCAGGAGGCCGCAGUUCGCAUCCAGAGUGUGAUGGGCACGGGCCCACCGGCACCACCGUCCACCACCCCUCUGUAGGGCCGCUUCACCACCUCUACAGCAUCCUCUCUUUUCCCCAAAAUAUCCUUUUUCUGUGUGCAUUCCACGUAAUGUGGGAGCUGUUUUAUCCAGACACUUGCCCAAAAACAGAAUCUCGGUGCAGUCUCUCACUGCUGCACAAAAUUGAAUAUGUCUACAACUCUAGUGCCUAAUGAAGAGCUCCGACUGUGUUUUGGAGGUUCUACAGUUUUAUUGAGGCAGAAUUUAUUUAGAGCUCCUUUUGAGUGAAGAAUCUCUGAGACCGUCUGUAGCAGAAAAUGAAAAUGAGGCAUAGAUACUUAACCUGCCCAUAUUUGAUAUAUAAACAAUAUAUUUGUGUGACUAUAUAUUUUGUACACUCUGUUUAAUCUGUAAUCCUGACUACAGUGGCUUCCUGAAAUGAAAUGUGCUUUAAAAGUUUUCAUUUCCUACUUUCACUUCCAUAAAACUCUUAUAUGGAAUCAUGUUUAGACUCAAAGACUUUUUUUCUCUCUACAGUACUUCUAAACACCCAGAAUCACAGUAAUUAAUUACUUUUUAAUCCGAUGUACAUUUACAUGUUAAAUUUUGUUAUAUACAAAAACAAAAUUUAAAUAUAUUACUUACACCAUGACUGUUUCAAUGUAACAGUCGUAUUUUUGCUAUAUGUAUACUGUUUUGUAUAUAUCAACUCUUUUGAUAAUAUAUCUAAGCAUAAACUUAUUUUCAGAAUCUGUUUCUUAGAUUUUAGCAUUUCCUAUGUAUUUCUGGGAAGAUAGGAGGGAGGGGAUGAUCCUACAUACAUAUUGCUUGUACUAAUUUAAUGUUGUUGGAGAUGUUGAUAUAAAACAUCAUAGAUGAUGUAAUUAUUUCUGCAUGUGGGAGAUAAAAGUGAGAAACUGGUGUAGUUAGUAGGAAUAACCUUGUUACGUUUUGUACAUCAGUGCCUGGUGACGAGAGUGGGAUGGAGGUUUUUUGCACGGUUCUGCCAUCAGGUGGCACAGGCAUACUCUUCUGUCGGCAGGCAGUGUUCGGGUUGGUGAAGGUGUGGUGUAGUGUCAUGUACUUAUGUAACUAAUUGAUCCACCGUCUUCCAUUAGCAUAGUUAUUUAGAUUUAAAAGAUUGCUCAUGCAGUAUACUGGUUCAGAAGACCACAGACAUAGUAAAUGAUAUUGAUAUAUAUGCACAACAUUCAAUGGAAAGAGUACAUUUGAAACAUUUACUGUCGGGGAGUCAACUUUGUUAUUUUUUCGUGUGCAAAUGGUGAAUAAGGAAGAAAAUAUGUGGCAGUCUGUGUGUUGUCAAAAAUGAAUUUUCUGCUAGUUGGAGGAUGAUUGAAAUGUGAACUACAUUUUCUCGCUGUCACACAUGUGUAAUUGAUACAAUUGCUGCAUAUUUAAUUCUUUAAUAAAUGUAUGAUGUGCAAAUGUUGGAUAUCUGUUUACGAUUAACUGUCUUCAUUUAUCUUUGAUGAAAAUUAAUUGAUUGGGUUGCAUGUUUUGGCAGAUUUUAUUUUUACAGACACUUUGUUGUAAGCUGUGCACUGUUGUUCACAAUCAGUUUACCUUUGGAAUGUUCUUUGAUUUUGCCGUGGAGAGGACUGGAUGAGGACUUAACGAGCAGUGAUUAUAUUUUUACUGCCUGCAGAAUGUGUAUUUUAUUCAUAUUAGAAUUAGUUCUGAAGGCAGUGGAUGCUGUUUACUCUUCACAGGCUAUUAUAGAACUCAGAUCUCUCUUUUGCAAUACAUAUUUUUUUUAUACAAAUGGGUUGUUGUUGACACAAAUUGCUCCAUAUGUAAGUAAAUGUAUUAAAUCACCUCUGUUUCAGUCCUUUGGCACUAGUGUCCACAUAUUAUUAUUAACAAUAAUGAUGAAUGAAGGGGUAGCGAAUGAAAUGGGAUAUAUUGUAAGAGCAAACUGAAAGAGUUUGUAACAUGGAAAGACAGAUUAGUAAGAGUUUAUGGAGGCCCCUACGUGAUACUCUGGCCUUCUGUUGCCAGUUGGACCACUAUCCAAAAAUUCUAGAGCGUUCGUGUGAUUUUUUAGAGAGAGACAAAAUUUAGUGCUUCCUUCAAAGACAGAAGACCUCAUCUAUGUAACUAAUAUUUAUGGCCUGUGCCUGGUUACUUACGCACAAACUGUUCACUGUUUGAGUGUGUUGCAAAAGUUGGUAUUAAAAAAGUACCUCGAUUAACAAGAGAUAAUGUGCGCAACAGUCUGCAUUGUUGGGAGAGGAAAAUGCACAUUCUGCCCAUUUUCUGUCCAUCUCUCUGCUAGUAAUUUGAAAAUUUGUUAAUGUAAACAGCAGAUGUAUCUUUAGGAUGAAGGGAAUUAUAUGUGGUUUCCUGUAUGUGCAAUGGUUUAUAAUAAAAUGGUCUUGUCAGUUUCCUAAUCUCUCCAAAAGACUGCAGGAGGCAUUCCUUUAUUUUGUAAAUGAUGUAAUUAAAUAUUUGUAGAAAUAUAUCUAUAUUUUUAGAGUAUUUUUCACUUACUUUACAUACUCUAAUAAUAAUGAAUUGUGUAUCGUGCUGUUUGAGAACUGUGUAUUUUUGUGGAGUACAUUAGUCUGUGGUAUAAAUUUGUAAUAUUCUUCUGUUGCUAGGAAGCUGCCAAUCCCCAUACAGUUUUUCAAUUCUGUGUCUGAAGCAAUAUAGCAGUUUGAAGUUUUGAGCAUAGAUUCAAAAUUAUUUUUGUUACAAAAAGAAUGCGUUGCCUGUUGCCGGGUGGGAAACAUACAGUAAUUCAAGAGCAGGUUAGCCGGGGCACACGGACAUCUCCUCGGCGGGCGGGCGAUUCCUCCACAUUGCAGCACUCGUGCUGGCUUCACAGAAAGCAUGGCAGUGUCAAAUUGUACAACACCAGAGCUCAGACAUUCUAUCCUUAAUACAAUGUUAUUGUUCUUCACAUAUACAAAAAUCUCCUUAGCAACAUGGGCAGAAAUGAUAAAUAGUUUCGAAGAUUAAUCGGUAGUUUGCAGCAGAGUUGUGCAAGUAGCAAGUAGCUCCUCUCCAAUUUUUCUGUGAAGCCUAGAGGCAUUGCCAGCACAGAGGCCUGAGAGGUGUCAUUCAGCCACCCGCUUGGGAAGCAUUUACUUUUUCUUGGACAGUGAAAUGUUUUCUUGCAGAAUGUGAAUCUCGUGUAUUGUUUCAAAUUUAUCCUGUGGUGUAGGCGAGUGUAACGAAUGCAUGUGUAGUUCAGCGUUACAUGGCCUUGCUCUUCGGGCAGUGCAGCAUGUGAUAUGGUGGUCAGGAACUGAAUGUGACUGCCUUUUUCCUCCUUUCUGUUCGAAUUCUGAUGAUGAAAAUGUUUCAUCACCCUUAUUUGAACAGAGUACGUCAGAGUCGGCUGCCAGCAACUUUGCUUGUGUUCUCAGAUCAUUGCUACAGAAGGCAAACGUCACUAUGAGACUUACUGUCAAUAGCUCUUUUAUGAAACUGUCAGAUUUAAACCAUCUUUACUUCAGUAUGUCCUGCAAUGUCUCACAAAUGAGAAUUGGCUGCUUCCUCAGUGUACUUCCCUGAAGGAUUCUCCCUCUGCAUAGGGCACGUGUUUCGGUGUUUCGUGUCUGCUUGCCUCACAGACAGAGGAAUAUCUUGGAAAGAUACUAAGUUUCUUGUAACUUACAAUAUUUCAGUUUGAGAAAAAGUCUCAGGUUUCCACCUGGGAGACAGUGUUAAAAUAGCACAACGUUUCAAAGAUUACCAUAAUCACCAUCUUAUACCGAGGUGUCAAGAUAUGCAGAUGUCAGAAUAUUUACACUAGCGGUGUGCCCUCUUUGGCAUUCUGAAUAUAUCUUGUGUGCUGAGUAAGUUCUUGUCAUAUUGUCGCUAAUGCAGGAUUUUGUGCCAAACUAAGUUGGUAUCAUUCGUUGCUAUUGCCUGGAUUCUUGUGAAUCCUUAUUUCCACGGAUUCCCUUAUAAUGCUAAGUCAAAAGUGUGGCCUUCCUGUGUGGUGUUCUUUGCUGUCACUGAUUUUUCUUUGUGAACUAGUGAUACAGGCCUUGUAGUGUUGCCACUAAAUUGGGUAGUGAAUUUUCGUUAUGUUGCAAUUGAUGAGGCUCUAUAUAUAGCUUUCUUUUAAGCCGAUGACCAUUUCGCCAAUAACAAUACCACAAUUCACCGAAAAGUCUUUUGCCUUUCUCUUGUUACAUAAUAUAAUUUGAAUAUGUAUAUUCCUCUUAACAUUUAUUCUGAUGCAGCUUGUUUAUACCAGUAGGAAGAGAAUAUCAAGAUCUUUUGUAACUUGAAAAACUGGUAACAUCAAAAUCACAGAGGAAAUCACUCCAGUCAGAAUUUACCUUUGCCAAAGAUGCUAUUGCACUGACUGUCAUUACGUUAUGAAAAUUCCACAUACUGCAAAUCUCGAAUGUCUUAAUGUCCGUACAGGAAAUUAAGAGAUUAAAUGAGUAUUCCAAUUCAGAUGUUUCCAGUAAGGUUAAAUAACUAUUCCAAUUCAAAUGUUUCCAAUAACUUUUUCUCUCCAGCAGAUUUAUUUGAGUCUAUGAAAUCAUGUUAGCAUACAAUUGCAGACCACUUCCAAAACCAAACUUCAUGUACAGUUAGUUAACACUUCAUCAUAAUCUUGAUACAUAGUCUCAAUACAGACUCUACUUAUUUAAUUACAAAAUUAAUAGUAUUUCAAUAGAAUAACAUGCAGGGAUGUUCUUGACAGUACUAUCGCGGACUUCUCCUGGCAACUGUUUCCUGCCACAUACUACAUCCAUAGAUAAUCACUGGACCACAUCAUGACUAACCUGUGCACUCAACAUUAAACAAACAGUAAACAAACCAUUCUUUAAAACACUGGUAAACACACAAUAAUAAAUGUUCGGAUAACUAAUUGCUAUUUACAUGAUGUUGGUGUUCCAAUUAAUAUUUUGAAACGAGAUGCAGACCGUUUGUCCAAUGUAUUAGUGGCCACAUUCACAAGAGAUGUUGUAUACCCCAGCCACAUUCAGCUAUAGUGGGUCUUCCACAGAGCCAAAGCACUCUUUCAUCUUACGCAGUGGUCAUAAGACAGUUUUUAGGUUGCAUCGAGAGAGGCCCCCAAGUUAUGAAGUAAAGUGAGUAUCUUGUCUUCUUUCUCCUCUUCCCAGUUUGCUUCAUCUUUUAUCAACUGCGCUACUAAUCUGUGCUUCUCUGAACCCAUAUUUGUGAAAUACUGCCUUCGGCUGGGAAGCUUUGUUUAUCACACGUGACCUGCAUUGUAUGUACCACUGUGGACAGUACAAUCUGCCAUUAUGCUGGAUGGUAGCACCUUGUUGUGUAUGGGUAAAGGUCUGCAUGGGUCAUCUUCUUAUAUGCUCCAUGACCUAGUGUGGCAUCUGCCUUCCUGUUGAUUAGCAUGUCAAGAAAGGGAGACAACCAUUCUCCUCUUUUUCCAUAGAGAAUGAAACUUGCCAUGCUCCCGCACCACAAAAACAUUGUCAACAUAUCAGAAGUAGUGCUCAGGUUUUUGGUAGGUAGUUUGAAGGGCCACCUCCUCAAAGUGUUCUCUGCAAAGAUUUGCAACCCCAGGAGCCAGAAGAUGACAAGUAUGACAUUCUUCGAAAUGUCGCGAUAAUUUAAUGCUGCCAUCUGCCUGGAAACCUGAGGACUUUUCACCAAUAGUAUAUGCUGGAUGAGUCUACGGUCACAAAUAUUUCAGGUGUUUCCACAAAAUUAACAUAUCGUUUCAUAAUCAGUCUGUAAAGAAAUUCCUACCCACAUCAUAGCUACAAGACCACAAAAAAAGAAGGGUUUUGCAUUAACUCAAUUAGGAGGGAAUUAAAUAAUUAAAGAGCCAAAUUAUUAUAAAAAAAAGAAGCUGUAUGUUUGUACAAAAUAAGACUUUUAGUACUUCUCAACAUAAUCCCCACCAAUAUUAAUACACUAGUCCCGGCAAUGAACUAGUUAUUUUUUGCACCUGUUGCAAAGAAGUCUGUCUUGUUGUUUGAGCCACAUUCCACAAAUGUUUUGACCACAUCGUUGUUUCUGAACUUUUUUCCACAUAAUGCCUCUUCGAGUGAACCCAAGUUUCAUCACACAUUAAAAAUCUCGUUCAGAAAUGGGUCACCUUCCCUUCCAUAGCAUUCUAUCGAGUCUGUACACACUUUAAGUCUUGUUUCCUCGUGUUUUGGGAUUAACUCUUUUUGGACCCAUCUUGCGCUUGUUUUGCUGUAAUUGAGCUUGUUUCUGACAAGGUUAUGAACUGUGCCAACACUUAUUGCAACUGUCUUUGCUAUACGUUCAACUCUAAUACUUUGGUCUUCUCGAAUAAUGUCAUCAAUGCAACUUUCGAGUGAAGGGGGUUGAUACUUCAACUGACCAGCCAGGAUGUUGCUCAUCAGUCAUUGAGGUUAAAUCAUUUUUUAACUGCUCCACACUUUUAUAAGUAUAUCCAUAGUUUGUACAACAUUCAUUGUACUGUAAAAUCGUCCAAGAAAAGAUUUUAGCCAGAUUUUCACCUUCGGAAAGCAAAAAAUCGAUUACUGAAUGUUGUUAGACUACUGUGGAAACUUCAAGAAGAGACACCGUGCAAUAUCAAAGUUAUAAACAAACAAGUUUUUAUCCUUCAACUGUUUUUAGCUCGUCGUAGUGAUACCAACCUAAAAUUAUUAAUGUACAAAACUCCUCCCAUAAACUGUUUCAUUUUUAAUCAGUUUUUCUCUUUCAUUACUAAUUGUCCCUUGUAUGUGUAGUGAGACUUCCAUCAACUUGAAUGUCAUCAGGUUGAAGAUUGCUUUGAACGCUGUAGUUCUUUCCUAGCUGCGGUCCUGCUGUAGCAGGUACACCCUUGCCUUCCUUCCACCUUUCAAAUGAUUUACUUAGCCAGUUCACAAAGGCAAACCAUUGCUAGGGGUAAAACGUGAAACAUCCUCUGACAGAACAGAGAAUUAAGUCUUGGACUUUUCCGUCUGUAAUUUGUCAUAUGGUGUACAUUCUAAUAAAAACAUUGAUGGCAGGCAAUGAAAACCUCGUAACUCCAUUUUGUUAAAUUUUACUGGAGGAAGAAAAAUGGUUUGUUAAAAAAUAUAUAAAGUAAUACAGACAAUGUUAGCACAUGUGUAACUGUAUACUGUAGUAGAAAUCUGGAUGUUGGCAGAUUAGAAAAAUCCAUGUUCUUUCAAAUCUCUCUUUGACAGUGGAGUUACUGGAAUCUCAAGAUUUUCACAUACAGAUGAAGUUAUGAGGUCUUCAUUGCUUGCCAUUGUUAUAUUGGUACAGCAAUAAAGCUAACAUAGUUUUCCUAUUACCUACUGAACUUGGUUACAAUUUAACACUUGAGCAACAGCUAGACUCCACUGCCUCAUCAGACACUGCAAGAAAUUCAGUUACCCUCAUAAUUCAGUCUGGAAGUUCAGCCACAUUUUGGAGGUGCUGUCUUCGCCCAUUUAUUGAGGGCACUCUCUCUCUCUCUCUCUCUCUCUCUCUCUCUCUCUCUCUCUCUCUCUGUGCUUCUGAAUGCUGUGCAGAGAGGGAGAGGGAGGUUGGAUACUUUGACCUUGCCCUCUGCUUCCACGUGCUUCAGUUGUCCCCCUUCCCUCUUCUGACAUGGCUGUAUACAGUUCCAGCUUCUGACUCACAUCGAAUGAUAUGGGUAGAAUGCAACCAGCCUCACUUGUGUGUCUGGUGUUUCUUUAUGUCUUCCUUUGGUCUUCCACUAACACAUGAUAUGCAUCACCAUAUGUGCACAGAUAUUACAAUUGCCCCUAAAUUUUUUACACACACACAAAGAGGUGAAACUGGAAGAAUUGUGCCGUUGCUAUUGCCUGUUGUGCCACAUGCUAAAGUCAGGGUGAGAAACCCGCCUUCCCCUAUAGUAUGCUCGGCAGUCCAGGUACAUUUGGGAGGCAGCAUGUAUUUUAAAAUCUUGUUUUAUAAAACCCACCCUUGUGGAUUUAAUGAAAAUGGUCUACGUACUUAAAUAUUAUUAGAAUUAUUAAAUAUAAAAGGAAGUUUCUUUUACAUAUCCAGUUUUAAGUUUGUAUGCAUUGCAUUUUUAUUAUUAUUAUUGCCCUCUGCUUCUCCGUGCUGCAGGUACUCCCUCAUUGUUCUUGCAACAUGUAGAUGUACACAGUUGCUGCUUUUGACUCUCAUCAAGCAGUAUAUAUAGAAUGUCGCCAUUCUCACUUUUUUGUGUAAUGUUUAUUCUUUCUGUUUUCCCCUUGGUCUUCCUCAAACACACAAUAAACAUCGCCGUAUGUUGACUGACUGUAAAAUUGUUCCAAAAUAUUUUCACACACGCUCGACGAGGUGAAAUUAUGCCGACUCUGUUGCCUAUCACACCGCAUGUUAAAGUCGAGUUGACAGUGCUCACUUUCUUGUACAAGUGUGAUGCAUUUAGAGGGCCAAUAUGUCUUUUAAAUUUUUAUUUUGAACAAUCCACUACUGUGCAUUUAAUGAAAAUGAUGUAUUUACGUAUUUGUAGUAUUAACAAAUAACAAAACAAAAUUUGUUUAUGUACACAGGUUUUUUAUUUGCAUGAGUUGCACAUUUAUUGGCAUUACUGUUGUAUUUGCAUUGUAUAAUUGUUGUUGUUACUAUUAUUAUUAUUAUUAUAUAUGUAACCUGUAUUAUACUAACAUGUUGUAACUUAUUAUUAUUGCUAUAAUAAGUAUUAUUAUAUAUAUUAUAUAUAUUAUAUUAUAUAUUAUCACAAUAUAUGUAGUGAGAUGAGAUGUUGACAUUGGAAUGUAACCUUGGCUACAUGUCUGUAUUUUAUCCAUGUUACUGUUGCGUAACUGUAUGCAACUUACAUAUGUUAUUGAUCUUAGUAACAAGGUAUAGGACGUAAUGUAUUCAACAAAUGGAAAUUAUUUUCAGAGAUAAACAUGUUUAUGAUCUGUGUUAAAGUUAGAAGGUUUCUUGGAUACCUAUCAGUGUAAUGAAAGACAAUAAAGCUCCACCAUAUACGUUAAACAAUAAUUCUGUUGUACAAAGUAACUUCCCCUGUACAAACAGUUUGGAGACUGUGAUUUUUGGACUGAUGUCAUCUCCACCAGAAACUUA
Schistocerca piceifrons (Central American locust) is the source of this 10146-nucleotide messenger RNA. Its product is annotated as transmembrane protein 98-like. The record is from RefSeq and is a predicted model, not a curated record. The transcript has 5 exons. Gene Ontology annotation, cellular component: endoplasmic reticulum. Bases 310 to 1176 code for a protein of 288 amino acids. Lineage: Eukaryota; Metazoa; Arthropoda; Insecta; Orthoptera; Acrididae.